CUCCAAUGAGUGAGGAGCUUCCGGGUGGGGCUGGGGGGUCUGUAGAGGAGAUGUUUCCAUCAUUGGAAACAUUGUCAAAACACCAGCUGGGAUCAGACCUUGUUCUUGGCCCUGGAGAUGUGUCCCAACCACCUGGGUUGAGGCCCCUGCCAUGGUAACCGGCGCUGACGGGAACCCAGAGACGAUUUUUCUGACACCCAGGACAAAGCAGGUGAAGAUCCUCUGAAAGCCAAGACCAGUGGUUGAACGUGCAGGCUUGGACUUAGAGCCCAAAUUCAGGCCCAACCACUUGCCAGCUGUGCGACCUCAGACAUGAGCCUCUGCUCUCUGAAUCUCAUGCUGCUUGUUAUCGAAAGAGCGUACUGAUAUCUCGGCCAUGGGACCGUGUGAAUCAGAUUCAAAGCUUGAAAUCUGGGGAGAGGAAAGCCAGUGACGCCCCGAGCAGCUGAGUUCGCCUGAAGGGAAUUGGAGCGUAGAGCCCGGGAGUCCUGACCCGCUGCCUUGCCUCCUGCAGGUCUGUAGGACAGUCCCUCAGGUGGCACUACGUGGAGACGAAGUGCCCAGAGUGGUUCCUUCCAGGUGUCUUCUUCCUGCCCCCACCAAAGCCUGAGCCUCACCUACGCCCACAGCUGCCCUGCAAGUUCAUCAUGCUGACGGAAGACAUGAAGUUCUGGCAUGGCUUAGUGAUCGCAGUGGUGUCCCUCAUUCUACAGACCUGCCUCUUCGCUGCCAUCAACUACCUGCUCAGCAGGCACAUGGCCAGCCAGAGUGAGCGGAUCCUGAAAGGGGCCAGGCUCCAGGCCCCCUGGCCCAGCCCUGCGCAGCGUCAGCCAUGUGCUGCCACGGAGGAGACGCGAAGCGCUCCUGUGUCUGCGCCCCGUCACAGGCAUGACAGUGACACGUCCUCAGAUAGCUCCAACAGCUCGGACGUCUCCGGCAGCUUGCCUCCCACCUGCCAGGCCACCAAGGAUGUGAAUUACACACAAGUGGUCUUUUCAGCCCCUGGAGGACUAAAAACUGAACCUGCCCUGGACUAUGAGAACAUAAAGGAAACCACAGACUACGUCAAUGUCAAUCCAAAAAGCCACAGGCCCAAUUUCUGGACUUUUGUGACCCCUGCUAACUCUGAGUCGGUAGAAUACACUCAGGUGGCCAUGUGAAUUUUAGGGUUUUCAUGGGGUGCAGUUCUCUACAAAUUCUUGCACUCAUUUUGGAAGGGAAUGACUGUUUUUUGUUUUAUUUUGUUUUGUUUUGUUUUAAACAAGGUGUAGGAGAAUAAGUAGGCCUGUAUCUCACUCAGCAAGCAAGAUUCAGGUCAGCUGUCAAGUAGAACUUCCAGGAUAAGUAUGAAUGAGUGGAGAUAUCAGUAGAGAAAGCGGUAAUGUCUUUCUCCACAGAAAAUUGUGGGGAAAAAAAAUGUUUGAUCAGCUGUAGCAGAGUUCUGUUUGGUAACCUUACCGUUAAAGUGACUCUCCGGGCUUUUUAAUUUUUUGGCAAUAAACAGCUUCCUUAAAAAUUUUAAAUGAAACGGCAACUACCAAUUCCCCUUUUCCUCGUGCCUAACCCUGCACGCUGCCCGUUUUCAGAGCUACGUCUAGCUGAGCAAUCCCGCUCUGCCCUCAGCACUUUAAAUAGGCCACUUAGAAAGCCCGCCAUCAUCCAACCUUCGAAUUCCCUGUUUUUUAGGGAACGAAAGAUGACAGACAGAGUUCUGGGUAAACACCAACUAGCAUCACAAUCUGGGAUUCCAGAGAAAAAUCUCCCCAAAUUCAAUCCAAUGGAAUGUAAUAUUCUUUUCUGGAUUGUUCUUUGUUUGUGUAAAGCCAAUUAGGAAUACAAGGGCACUUUCUUAGCUUGAUUAAAAUAGCUUGUCUCAGGGGCGCCACGGAGGCACAGAUGGUUAAGCAUCAGACUCUUCAUCUUGGCUCAGGGCAUGAUCUCACGGUUCGUGAGUUCGAGUCCCACAUGGGGCUUUGUGUUGACAGCAUGGAGCCUGCUUGGGAUACUCUCUCUCUCUUUCUCUGCCCCUCCCUCUCUCUCUCUCUCAAAAUAAAUAAACAUUAAAAAUAAAAGAAUAGCUUAUCUCAAAUCAGCUGACUUCAUGAUAUUUAUGGGUAAGGACCUAGAACAUAAUUUUAUUGAAUCAUGAAUGGAGUAAGUGUCCACAAACCUGUCGUUUCCUUCAUCUAACAUUGUUCUAGAAGUCCUAAUCGGUACAAUAAAACAAUUGCCCAAAAGAAGAACUGUCAGUACUGGAAAGGAGGAUAAACUUGGUCACUGUUUGCAGACAGUCUAGUCCUACAAAGUCGCAGAGAAUUAACUUCAAAUGUUUUUAAAUUGAUAACACGCAAUAA
Neofelis nebulosa (Clouded leopard) is the source of this 2354-nucleotide messenger RNA. RefSeq names its product regulator of hemoglobinization and erythroid cell expansion (gene RHEX). Lineage: Eukaryota; Metazoa; Chordata; Mammalia; Carnivora; Felidae. Gene Ontology annotation, cellular component: plasma membrane. The coding region runs from base 648 to 1160 and encodes 170 amino acids. The record is from RefSeq and is a predicted model, not a curated record. The transcript is spliced from 8 exons.